Punica granatum (pomegranate) is the source of this 2474-nucleotide messenger RNA. Lineage: Eukaryota; Viridiplantae; Streptophyta; Magnoliopsida; Myrtales; Lythraceae. The record is from RefSeq and is a predicted model, not a curated record.
AGAGAGAGGCUUUCCUUUUUUUUUCUUUUCCCUCUUCCGUCUGAAGCUUCACCGUCUGCUCCUUCUGAGCUCUUCAGUGCUCUCUCACCUCUUUCUCUCUCUUCACUGCCCCUCGGCGUUCUUUGAUCUGCAACUGCAACAGCAGCUUCUUCCGGCCCCUGCAGCUGCGGAACUGCCGCCCAGCUGAACUGAAAGAGGAUAUAUGAUAAUUGUGGCUGCCUGGGCAUCCGUGACAGAGAAUGCCAGGAAUUGCUUUAGUAGCCCGUGAUACCACCCAUCCGAGAAGCGCGGAUGAAAUGUGUCGUCAAGAGUCUCAUGUGCAUUUGUCUGCAGAAGAGGAGCUUGCUGCUGAAGACAGCCUCUCUGUCUAUUGCAAACCUGUAGAACUAUACAACAUUCUUCAGCGCCGUACUUUUAAAAAUCCAUCAUUCCUUCAAAGAUGUUUGGGCUACAAGAUACAGGCAAAACACAAAAGGAGAAUAAGAAUGUCAAUUGCUCUCUCGGGAACUAUGGUUCAAGGCAUACAAUCGCAGAGUCUGUUUCCUCUGUAUGUCUUUUUGGCAAGAGUAGAAUCUGACGUUUCCAAUGCAGAGUACUCUGCAGUAUAUCGCUACAGUCGUGCGUGUCUCUUGACCAGUUUCAUGGGAGCUGAGGGUCAUCCCAAAAGUCAAGCAACUUUUAUUCUCCCAGAAAUCAAUAAGCUUGAAUUGGAGGCCAAAUCAGGCUCACUUGCCAUCGUUCUACUUUGCCAAGCUGGAACUGAAAGAUCUUUCUGUGAUUUGGCCAAAUCUCAACAGGAUCUGAUAUCUUUCACACGAAAUGUGGGAGGAUACUGUGCUUUGGGAAGUAUUCCGAUGGAAUCAGUUUAUUUAUCAUGGGAGAAGUCCCGGAAUUUGAGUUUAGGACAAAGAGCGGAGGUCACAUUUUGUGUUGACAUGCGCUCGUGCAUAAUAAAGCUAGGUACUUUAACUGAAGAUAAACACAUUUUUGUUGAAGUUCCAAAAAAUUCUGAGGCUCUGAGCGCACAGCGGCAGAUACGGGUCGUUGUUUGUGCUGAAGAGGUUGGAGCUAAGGAAAAAUCUCCUUACAGUUCAUACAUUUGCAAUGAAAUUACAUCCUCCUCAUUAUCUAAUAUAAUAUGUGUUAGGGCUGGAAAUGUCAUUUUCAACUACAAAUACUACAGCAAUAAGUUGCAACAAACUGAAGUAACCGAAGAUUUCACCUGUCCUUUCUGUUUGGUAAAAUGCGCAAGCUUCAAGGUAACUGAAGACUAUCAGGCCGUAAAUGUAUCUGUGCGAGCCGAUAUGUGGAUGUCUGAGGUUGUUGCAGAUUGUAUGGAUCCGAAGCUCCAAACCGUUUUCUUUUGCUCAAAGCCUUUAAAACGUAGAAGAUCAAUAAAUCGGAUUGCUAAGCAUGUUCAUCCUCUUUUCUUGGAGUCAGAGUUGCGAACUGGUGUCUGUGAUCUUCUGAACAGGGCAGAUGAUGCUCAUUCUAGCAGAGGUGAUAAGGCUCGCAUGUCCGGUGUUGCAAGUGCCACUGGACAAUCAUAUGCUGAUACUGAAUGUGUUCAAUCAGUAUUUGCAAAUAAUCUUGCACCCUCUGCCAUGUUGCAAUUUGCAAAAACAAGAAAGUUAUCUUUCGAGCGCUCUGAGCCAAGAAAUCGUCUUCUCCUCCAGAAACGGCAGUUUUUUCACUCCCAUAGAGCACAGCCAAUGGCGCUGGAGCAAGUUAUGUCUGAUCGAGACAGUGAGGAUGAGGUGGAUGAUGAUGUUGCUGAUUUUGAAGAUCGCAGAAUGCUUGAUGACUUUGUGGAUGUGACCAAGGACGAGAAGCAAAUGAUGCAUCUGUGGAACUCCUUUGUGAGGAAGCAGAGGGUGCUGGCAGAUGGUCAUAUUCCUUGGGCAUGUGAAGCCUUUUCAAGAUUGCACGGUCACGACCUUGUCAGAGCCCCAGCCCUUUUCUGGUGUUGGAGAUUGUUUAUGAUAAAACUAUGGAAUCAUGGUCUGCUUGACGCCCGUACCAUGAACAACUGUAACAUCAUCCUUGAACAGUUCCAGAAUGAGGGCUCAGAUCAAAUGAAGAGCUAGAGUUCGACAUCGUGAUUCCUUUCUCCAAGUCGCAAGACCGACUGGUGAUGUUUGGGUCCAAACAAAUCCCUUGAAACUGAUUUUGGUGAUGUGAGGUUUUUGGGGCUUUCCGGGUCACAAAGAAAGCCUAUUAGGACUGUACUGUACUGCUGCACUAACCACGGGCUCUUGCUCCUUCAAAGUAAAUUGAGGAAUCUUAUUUAUAGAACAUGCCUAUAUACUUGUUGAUGCAACUGGUUCCCGUCAAUUAUAAUUGUCCAAAAAAGUCCUAUUUGCCUGAUAUAAAAGUACUUGCUUGACCAUCGUAUUGGUUCAAUGAGAACCACGAAGUUAUUUGUACCUAUAUAUAUUGCAUUCUGCCAUAAGAACAAAGAGUUUGAAUGUUUA